AUGCCAAGAACAGUCGAAUACAGCGUGUUCAGCGGCUCUGAGAGCGGCGACAUUCUCACCGAAACAGUCCAACGCACGAUCCAGUCCAACGAAGCCCUCGUCGAGAUCACACACGCGGGACUCUGCGGAGCGGACAAGCUAUCGAAGACAAAGAAUAUCCCAUUGGGUCACCACGGAGCCGGGAUAGUGCGGGAUGUCGGGUGCGCGGUGCAGUAUGUCAAGAUAGGCGACAGGGUCGGGUUCAACGGAUCGCAGAUUCCGUGUGGAAACUGUGAUUAUUGCAUUGGGGGCAAAGAGCAGUACUGCGUACAAAGUAAGCAUUUCGAGAGAGUCGCGUCCUUUGCGACGCACGCUGUAUGGCAUGAGAACAUGCUCAUCAAGCUCCCCGAGGGUGUCGAGUCGAAAUACGCCGCUCCACUCAUGUGCGGUGGCGCGAUCAUGUGGGAGGUCUUGACGGCGAAUGACGUGAGACCGGGAGAUCGAGUUGGUAUUCAUGGGAUAGGAGGACUGGGACACGUUGCUAUUCUGAUGUCGAGUGCGCUGGGCUGCGACGUGGUGGUGUUCUCCAGCAGCGAGUCAAAAAGACACGACGCGAUGGCAACUGGCGCAAAGGAGUUUCACAUCACGCAUGAUAUUGUCCCGGGGGCUCCUGUAGCGCCAGUACAGCAUCUUUUCUGGUGUCGUGAUGGAGCGCCUGAUUUUUCAAAACUCAUAUCGCAAGUAUCCUGCAGCGGCACCAUAUACAUCCUCGCCGUAGGCCUCGAAGCAGUAUCCGUGCCAAUGCAGUUGGUGGUGAAGAACGGCAUUCGGAUCCAAGGAUGCUCGAAUGCGUCCCGGAAGACAAUGCGGAAAAUGCUGCAGUUUGUACGACUUCAUGGCAUUCAGCCGUGGAUAAUGACCUGGCCCAUGACUGCUGAUGGUAUUCAGGAUGCGUUCAAGGCGUUGAAUGAGAGUAAGAUGCGAUAUCGGGGAGUUCUUGUGGGAGAAUUUGGGAAUUAG
This is a messenger RNA of Aspergillus chevalieri, 999 nucleotides long. RefSeq lists its product as uncharacterized. The record is from RefSeq and is a predicted model, not a curated record. Gene Ontology annotation, biological process: alcohol metabolic process. Gene Ontology annotation, molecular function: alcohol dehydrogenase (NADP+) activity. NCBI's taxonomy places the organism in Eukaryota, Fungi, Ascomycota, Eurotiomycetes, Eurotiales, Aspergillaceae. The transcript has 3 exons. The coding region runs from base 1 to 999 and encodes 332 amino acids.